AUGACCGAAGAAACUACUUAUGAUGCUGUCAAUGAAAUGGCUUCAAAUGACGCCGCAUCAAUUAUUUCAUCCGCUUCUUCCGAAUAUGAUCCAGUAAAAGAAAUAGCACUUCAACUUGGUGUUGAAUACAUCGAGUAUCCAGAUUUUGAAGAUGUUAUUACUGUCAAGACAGGAAAAAACGUCCUUGUAAAACAAGCAAUAUGGAAAGAACAGUCUCGAAAGGUUGCCUUGAAAUAUAUUUUUGGUAAAGAUACGGAAGAACAACACAAAAAAUUAGAAGAUGAGAUAGUGCGCGCAUUACAAAACUUGGAUGAUGACAAUUUGUUGCAAUUAUAUGGAGUAAGCCAAG
Messenger RNA from Racocetra persica, 349 nucleotides. NCBI's taxonomy places the organism in Eukaryota, Fungi, Glomeromycota, Glomeromycetes, Diversisporales, Gigasporaceae. The record is from the annotation of a GenBank genome assembly.